Molecule: messenger RNA, 1425 nt
Organism: Symbiodinium pilosum
Lineage: Eukaryota; Dinophyceae; Suessiales; Symbiodiniaceae
Source: the annotation of a GenBank genome assembly
AUGUCGAAGAUCGAGGCAGCCUUCUUCUACCUCGCGGAAGGCAGCUACCUCAUCGGCGUCAUGCUGUCCCAUGUCGACGACCUGUUCAGCGCCGGGGAAGGAAAGAAGUACGACGACACCAUCAAGGCCCUCGAGAAGGAACUGCGUCUCAAGGUCAAGCAAGGUGAGUUUGGUCCAGACAGGGUGCGAUCGAGCUCGACCAGUACGACGCCAUUGAGGGACCGUCGCAAGCAAGUCAAUGCCGAGCUGAACGACAACGAGAAAACCCAGUUCCGUGGCCUCAUCGGACAAAUGGGUUGGAUCACUCGGCAGUCCAGGCCCGACCUCAUGGUGAACGUCAGCAUGGCUGCACAGUCUAUGGGAAGUCCAAAGAUAAAGGACGUCGUCAACCUCAACAAGGCGGACGCGACGGUGUUCUGUUUCGCCGACAGCAGCUUCGCGAAUGUCGAGAGGCAGAAAUCCCAGUGCGGCUACGUCAUCGGCCUCACCAAGAAGGAGAUCCUGGAUGGCGGCGAGGUCCCGAUCUACAUCGUCGAGACCUACUCCGGAAGCAUAAAGCGUGUUGGCCGCUCUACCCUUGCGGCAGAGAGCAAUGGUUUCCUCACUGGCGUCGAGUCGGCCGAGUACCUCAGGUCUUUAAUCCUUGAGCUGCUUCAUCCUGGAGUUCUUCUUCGUGAUCUCGAUGCGCACUACCGAAAGGGCAAGCUUGUCUGCGUCACAGAUGCGAAGAGCCUGGAGGCCACCCUGAACCGGGACACCGGCGCUCCACAGGACAAGCGUGUGCGCAUCCUCGUAGCACAGAUCAGGGAGAUGAUUGGAGAGAACAAUUUCGAGGACGAAGCAGAGAGCGCCUUCGCACACUGGUGCGACACCUCGCAGAUGCUUGCGGAUGUUUUGACCAAGAUCGGGUGCGAACGAGCACCUCUCCUCCAGGCCUUGCACUCCGGCCGUUGGCAGCUGGAACCGAGCGAGGAGGCCCUUCUCAAGAAGAUGUCCAUUCGCGCUGGUGGCGCAACCAAGCAAGACAAAGUGCCAGCAAACAUGCUUCCAAGUGUAAAUGUUGCAAUGGCACCUUGGCGCUCCUUUGCAGUGGCUUUUGCCAUUGCCUUUGACGUGGGAACAGGACCAAUCAUCCUCAUACCAACCUUGUUCACCAAGUUCCUCACCUUCAAGUGGCGCAUUGUCAUCAAGUGCGCUGGCACUGCCCGAAGGGCACUGCGACACAACAUGGCGGUGUGUCUUCAGCGGGCAAUCUGCGCAAUGCGGCGCAAAGACCGCCGCAGCGGCCAGGUGCAGGUGAGUCGAGCAGUGAGGAGGAGGACUCUGAAAGUGAGGACUUGCAGCCUCAGCUUGCCAAAACGACAUCCGGCUGGCGGUCGACCUGCGCAAGCAGACGCAGACUUCAUUGAGAGUGAUGAGGUGUAG